AGGCGCUCGCGGCGCACCGGGGAGGGUGUGGGCAGCUGCCAGCUCACGAAGUGCCCUGUGGGCACGCUGCAAGGGGGUGCUGCUGAGGAACAUGUCUUACCUUUCAGCAGUAGGGAAAAUCUGCCAGGAAGCAGCCCUGCUCCUUUAGGGGAGGAAUGCUGCCUGACACCUAACAGGGACAAAGCCGAAGGAGCCUGUGGGCUGUCAGCGAGCCAGGGGCAGAUGCCUGUGGGCUUUACACCUGAAAGAGUUGCUGAAUUUGGGCUCACCCAGGAAAACUUUACCAUAGGGGCAUCUCCAGCUACGUUGAAAUUCAGACGAAGAGCAGCCAUUGGGGCGCGGGGGUCACCGGAGAACAACAGCCUUAUUCAGUUCCUUGCCCAGCAGAGAAGCAACAGGCAGAAAGAAGCCUUGGCUCAGGUGAGUCCUUUCAAACAUGUCAGGCUGCUGAAGGACAAGAUAGACACCUUUCAAACAUCUGUUAAAGCAGUAGAAGAGGAAACUGGCACCCCUGGACUGUCACGAGUGGCUGAGGCCUCCCAGGAAACAGGCUUCUGUUUUGGUUCUGAGCACUGCACUAGAGAUGCUGGAAUGGAUGUUUUAUCAGAUCUGACCAGUGAGCAGGAAGGGAGCCCAGUGUGUGAUGAAAGUAGGCUCUGCAUCUCCCUACCCCACACCUCAACACACCCCAGCAGGCCUCUGUUGGCUGGGCAUGCACAGAGCAGCUGCUGGCUGCCACCUGUGCCGAGGAGAACACCAGAGAGGCAACCACUGGAGAGAAUGCAGGAAUGCUCCUAUGAUGCCCUUGAUGGAGGAGGUGAAUCUCUUGCAGUUUCCAGCUGUGCAGAAGUCCUUGAAGCACUGCAAACAGAGGAAACUGAAAGACAGAGCUCUGAGAAGCCAAAGGAAAAAAAAGUUACUUUUGGGAAAGAUCUGAGCCCAGAAAUCUUUGAUGAAGCUUUACCUGCGAAUGCUCCGCUGCACAGAGGAGGGACCCCUGUGAGGCUGCAGAGACAGAGCAGCCCCUCUGCAAGGCUCAGUCUCACUCAGGAACCAUUGCCCCAGCCCAGCUUUGAUCGCUCUGAGGAAUGGGACCCUCUUGAGGGGUUAAUGCAGGACUCUGUUGCUGCAGAUCUGGUGCCUGCUGAAAAUGCAGAAGCAGCAGAGAGUAGCAAACCUGACAGGAUGAAAACUCGUUCCUCUACAAAGAGGAAGCAGUGCAGCACCACCUCAGAGGGGACUGCUGUUGGCAUCUCCAGUGACACAGCUCCUGAGAACACUAAUGACAUGAAUAAUCCCAGGCAGAACAAGCAUCCAAACCAGAAGAACACAACCACAUCUGCUGCCAAAAAGCUACAAAAAAGAAAACGUGCAGGCUGUGUGAGAAGAAGAAAGAAAGUAAAAACAUCUCUGUAUGGGGAGAGAACAAUGGCUUCUCAGAAACCCCUCCUCAGCCCUGUCAUUGAGGUUUCAGAGUGCUCCUUGUCUCCAAGCUCAGUAUUUUUUUCAGAGGAUGUGAUCUCAGGUGGCACCAAACCUGGGAGUGCCUACGAGGAUGUCCAACAGAAGCCAGUGGCUGAGAGAAUGAGAGGCCAAACCAUCUGUGCAGCUGAUACUUCAGGAAGCUCUGAGGGCCUGGAUGUGGCAGAAGGCAGCAGUUCCCAUGACACAGUGUUUCAGGUGUCAGGUGGUGAUCUGGAGUCUGCUGCUGGCACUGAUCAGGAGUUCUCCCACAUUGUGCCAGAUGCCAGCAGUGGCUUUGAUACCUCUGACUGUGUCCCACAAGGGGAGGAGACUGCUCGUGUGAGAGAGGCAGAAGGAAGCACUUCCCUGACGGAAAGCAAGAGGUUAAAAGGAGAUCUGCUCAGUGAGGCAGAGUGGGUAGCUGGGCUGGACUUCCUGGAGCAGGACACAGGUGUGCAUGCGGGUGCCAGAGGCGCUCUGCAGCCACAGCAGGGUUCUGCCAGAGGGGAUCGAAGAAGAACCAGAAGUGGAGCUGUUCCUUUUCCAGCUUUUCAACAGGAGGACACAACUGAAGACAAUUUUCCACUGCCUUCUUUUCAUGUGGAAGAAUUCUUAUCUGCUUCUCAGCCAAAACGUGACCGCUCAGAGCCUCCUGGAGGUGGUGCAGUAAGAGUGAGGCGCAGCAUGAGGCUGCAGGAGGAUGCCCACAGCAAAGGCCUUGCCUGGGUUCUGCUGCCAGAGGAGGUGCAGAAUUGUCCUCCCCGGCUGGCUCCUGCUCGCAAGUUCAGGAGAAGAACAACUGUCCUUAGAGGAUCUGAGAACCUUCAGCAUGGAGAGCAAAACCUCAGCCAGUUCCCAGCAGCAGGGAAGGAGAACAAGGGCUCUGCCCUCCCUGCUGCUGCCUGCCGGUGGCCGCGCAGGAGAUGCCUCUGCACAUCUACCCCCCGGGAAGCAGCAGCUGGGGCUCCAGCCUGCAGAAGGAGCAUAGUAAACCUCCUCUGUUGGAAGGGCAGAGGUGGCCAAAGUCACUCUGAAGAGGCAGAAAUUCCUCUUCACAGUAGCUAACACUUAGCAAGGGUUCUACUGCCUCUGGUUUUCUGAAAGGGAGGUCAGACUCCUCUGUCUUAUCUCCAACUACCUUCUCUCUCUCCUACAUUUCCUUAGUUUUUCCUUACACCAUGGAUAGCUUAGAACUGCUCUUCCUUGU
This is a messenger RNA of Indicator indicator, 2671 nucleotides long. RefSeq names its product cell division cycle associated 2 (gene CDCA2). Gene Ontology annotation, biological process: regulation of chromosome segregation; regulation of mitotic nuclear division. The transcript has 12 exons. The annotation marks the transcript as partial. The record is from RefSeq and is a predicted model, not a curated record. Gene Ontology annotation, cellular component: chromosome; nucleus. Lineage: Eukaryota; Metazoa; Chordata; Aves; Piciformes; Indicatoridae.